Molecule: messenger RNA, 1926 nt
Organism: Penicillium taxi
Lineage: Eukaryota; Fungi; Ascomycota; Eurotiomycetes; Eurotiales; Aspergillaceae
Product: carnitine O-acetyltransferase CAT2
Exons: 4
Coding region: 1-1926 (641 amino acids)
Biological process (GO): carnitine metabolic process
Cellular component (GO): peroxisome; mitochondrion
Molecular function (GO): carnitine O-acetyltransferase activity
Source: RefSeq, a predicted model, not a curated record
AUGUUCGCUGCUUCUGCGCGAAGUCGUCUCUUCACCUUGUCACGGCCCCGCCUACUACCUCCGACACAACUACUCGCCCGCUCGAUUCCCACCAUGGCCCCCCGGAGAAAGGCGUCAUCAGUUCCAGAGGGUUACAAAGAAGAUCUGGCCAAGGGCAAGAUGCUCCGGUUUGAAGAAUCUCUGCCCCAUCUUCCAAUUCCGUCCCUCGAGGAGACAGGCCGUCGGUACCUGAAAUCCGUCCACCCGCUCGUGAACCAGGCAGAGUACGAGCGCACCAAAAAGGCCGUCGAGGCCUUCAUUCGCCCGGGUGGUGAGGGAGAGCCUCUCCAGAAGCGGUUACUUGAGCGUGCUGCCGACCCAAAGAUCAAAAACUGGCUCUCGGAAUGGUGGAAUCAGGCCGCCUACCUGACUUAUCGCGAUCCCGUCAUUCCCUACGUCUCGUACUUCUAUUCCUACAAGGACGAUCGCGAGCGUCGAAACCCUGCUAAGCGUGCGGCUGCCAUCACGACUGCCGCUCUGGAGUUUAAGAAGCAAGUGGACGAUGGCUCUCUCGAGCCUGAGUACAUGCGUGGCCAGCCCAUGGCCAUGAGCUCAUACAAUUACAUGUUCAAUUGCUGCCGUAUCCCCGCCGAUGGCGCAGACUUCCCGCUCAAGUACGAUGCCUCCGAGAACACACACAUCGUGGCUGUGCGCAAGAACCAGUUCUUCAAGGUUCCUUUGGUUCUCAACGGCCAGCCUCUGAAUGUCUCCGAGCUGGAGCAGCAGUUCCAGCGCAUCUACGAUAUUGCCCAGCCUGCCCCGCCGGUCGGUGUGCUGACUGUUGCUGAUCGUGAUCACUGGACUGCUGCUCGUAAGCAGCUCGUAUCCUCCAACCCAGCCAACGAGCAAGCGCUACGGGACAUCGAGUCCAGCGGCUUCGUAGUCUGCCUGGACGAUGCGAAGCCCGUGACCCUGGAGGAGCGAGCCCAUCAAUACUGGCAUGGCGACGGAAGCAACCGGUGGUUUGACAAGCCUUUGCAGUUCAUUAUCAACGAUAACGGUACUGCUGGCUUUAUGGGCGAGCACAGCAUGAUGGACGGCACACCAACCCACCGCCUCAGUGACCAUGUUAACAACCUCAUCUUUAACAAGCGCAUUGAUCUUUCUGCCCAAUCCGUUCGCUCCCAGCUGGCAGAUCCCAAGCCCAUCACCUUCUACCUGGACGAGACAGCGAACGAAGCAGUCGAUAUAGCAGCCCAGUACCACCGCAAGCAGAUCGCCUCUCACGAGCUAGUAGUCCAAGCCUUCCAAGGAUAUGGCAAGGGUCUGAUCAAGAAGUUCAAAUGCAGUCCGGACGCCUAUGUGCAAAUGAUCAUCCAGCUAGCCUACUUCAAGAUGUACGGCAAGAACCGACCAACCUACGAGUCUGCCUCGACACGUAAGUUCCAAGAAGGUCGCACCGAGACCACCCGCACAGUCUCAGACGAAAGCACGGCCUUCUGCAAAGCGCACCAUGACCCAGAUGUUUCUCGCGAAGAGCUAGUCAAGCUGUUCCGCGCUGCUCUGACCCAACACACCAAGUACACGCUCGAAGCCAGCGACGCGCACGGUGUAGACCGCCACCUCUUCGGCCUGAAGAAACUCCUCCAACCAGGCGAGAAAGUACCCUCACUAUACGAAGACCCAGCCUACUCAUACUCCGGCUCAUGGUACCUCUCCACCUCCCAGCUAAGCUCAGAGUACUUCAACGGCUACGGAUGGAGCCAGGUGAUCGACGACGGCUUCGGAAUAGCCUACAUGAUCAACGAGAACAGUCUCAAUUUCAAUAUCGUGUGCAAACGCCUCGGCGCCCACCGUAUGAGCUAUUAUCUCAACGAGGCAGCCUCUGAACUGCGUGACGUGCUCAUGCCCGAUCUAGCAGCUCAACCCGAGAAGGCGAAGCUGUAA